AGCAGCCAGAUGAUUUGGUUACAGAGAUGAAAACAAGUUAUGAAAAUUACUGCAGUUGUGGAAAAGAAAAUGGUGUUUCUAUGCCCAUAUGUUUUCUUGUAAAAGAACAAGCCAAAUCAUUAGUUGCCAUUCAGGAUUUGCAGAAACGUGUGGAGUUUGUUGAAAGUGUACAAGAUGAUGUGGUAGAUUCUGUUGCAGAGUUUUGGAAAUGCCUCUGCGAUAAUUCAAGAAGUGGUAAUUUGAGUGAUACAUCAGAUUCUGUGCAGGGUCUAAAAGGCCUCAAUUUAUCAACUAAGUCGAGACUCUUUCCAAAGUCAGGUGCACGCAGAUGUUCUCAUUCAUCUUUGAAACCCAUUUUUGAUGAUUCUUCUUUGCCACCAAAGCUUAGAUCAUAUUCUUUGAAAGAAUUAGACAAUGUUACUAGCCUCUGUAAAAAACGUGGUAUAUCUGUACAAGAACAAUCACAGAAAUUUUUUGAUUUAGUGAAAAGUAAAGACUCUGCCUUGGAAAGUGAUAAGCAGGAUAGUGGGUUGGAUUCGGACUGUCGUGACCAUAAUGAUGGUCAUGUUUCAUUACAUAAAGAUAUAAAUAAUUGGGAAGAGUCGGAUUCAAAUGAUGAAUUGCUGAUCUUGUUAGAUGAAAUAUCACACAGAUCUGAAAUUCUUCAGCAACAACUUGCUGCAGCUGAAGAAAACUGUAUCUUAGAAAGUGUAAAACAAGAGAUGUCAGCUUCUCAAAUUGAAAAUGGAGUUCAUCCUAGUUUGCAAAGGGUUCCUGGAGUAAAUGAUACAUUUACUGCAAAACAGGGCCAUUUCAGAUCUAUUAAUUGUGAUCCACCAUAUGUGAAAGAUAGUCAACAGAAGUAUUAUAGCACUAUUAUUGAAGGACAGGAACAUGUCGCAACAGAGGAUGUGCCAAAAACGAAGAAGUUGACAUGUAGCGGUGCCUUAGGAGAGAGCUUUGAGAAAAAAUCGGUGUUUGAUAAAACACCAAAAAAGAAAAGGCUAGCUUCUAACAAUAUUGACAGUGCCAUGGUAUCAUCAGUUUUGAAAGAGACUAAUGUGGUUGAUUUACAAAGACAAGUAUUAAUUUAUCUGGUUGAGAAUGCUGUAUUACAAACAAAAUUGGUUGAAGUAGAACAAAUUUUAGCAUGCAAAUUAUCAGAAAAGGACAAAAUUGAAAAUAGUCUGAAAGAUGAAACUCGGCUGCUGAUGAUGGAAAACAGAGAAUUGCGGAUAAGUUUAGAUGAGCAAAAACUUGAAGUGAAUGUUUUAAAGUCAAAAUUAUCAAUGCUUGAGAGAGUUCUUCAGUCAGUAACUGUUGAAAACAGAGAGCUAAACUGGCAGUUAGGUGAGUCACUUGGACUUCCAAAUUUACCUAGAAGAGACAUAAAUUUUUCUCCUGGUUUUACCUACGGAAAUUCUGCUUCAUCAAAAUGUUUAAGGAAAUCUAGUUUAUUAUCUCAGGAUAGGAAUAGUGCUUAUAAUAAAUCUAAAUCACAGUCAAAUACUAAUAGCUUUCUUGGUAGCACACUGGAAGAGACUGAAGAAUAUCCACUUUCUCGCAAUAGAUCUGUGUCCAGUGUUGCUCGUAAACCUUUGAGCGAACCUCUUCAAUCAUCUACACCAGUGAUGCCUUCGCCCAAACCAAAAGAUUUAAAAUCAAAGAGUGUUUUAUCUUCUCAAGAUAUUCCUGUUCCUACUAAUUUUCAAUCUGUUAAGAAACGCUUGAAGGCUAAUUGCAAUAUUGAAAGAGAAAAUGUGUCAAGAAACCUUCAACCAGAGAAAAGUCAGGAAGUUUUUGUAAGCAAUACAUGUGAUAAAGAUGUAACAUAUCCUACCGAAACGGGUGAAGCUGUGCUGCCAAUAGGAAAUGCCAAAUUUCCUUUCAGUACUAUACUUGAAAGGCUUAAAUCUAAUUCUGAUUACAGAUUGUCAAAGAGGCCUACAAGUGCUCAGAAUCCUGAAGAGUCUUCUAAUUCUUGUACUGACCAAACAAAGCCAUAUUUUAAUAGUAAAGUAAGAAAUUUAACUCCUCAAGUAGUGGAAAAUAGUUUUUGUAGUGAUAGGAAAUCUCAAGGAAGCAAUCAAAAUAUUUCGCAGGAAAACUGUGAAAAUAAUACUAAUUUUCAGAGUAGGAAAGGUCGUAACAUUCAUCAGAGGAUACAAGAUAUCCUAGAUAGAAUCAUGGCUGAAUCUGAAGAAGCAUCUUAGCUUUCUCUUCAUUAAAAUAUAUAUUUUCCUGAAAUUUUAUAUAAUUAGAAGUGAUAUAUGUUUAGUCAGAAAAUUUUAUCACUUUGUAUAUUUUUAAGUGCCCUUAGAUUCAUAAUUUAUAUCAAUUAAUCAUUUUAUUGUGUUCACGCACUUUAUUUAUUUUUUAAUAAAAAGCUUUACACAUUUCUUAACUAAGGAAUAUUUUAUUUAUUUUUUAUAAAUUAUUCAUGUGCAACUGAAAGAGAAAUAUGCCAGUGUAAAUAUUAAAAUUAGAUAAAAAAAAAAGCUAGUAACAGUCAUGUAGAUUUUAAGCAUAACUAUUGAUUUUAAGGACAAUUUAGUAUAGGUCUCUUUUGUUCAGAGGGAGAGGGUUUUCUUCUUUUUUUGAAGAAGAGGUACCUAUGACAGUUUGGUCCUCAAAACUGAUAAUUUUAUUCUAUCUACAUUUACCUAAAACUAUUUUUUUUAAAUUUAAAUUUUAUUUGUAAUAAGGCAGCUGAAUUUGAUAAUUUUAUUCUAUCUACAUUUACCUAAAACUAUUUAUUUUAAUUUAAAUUUUAUUUGUAAGUUCUUAAAAUAAGGCAGCUGAAUUAACAAAACUUUGAUUUAAUUUGAAAUUUAGUUUAUAAAAAAGAUGCAUAAAUUUCUUUAUAUUUGUAGAUUUUUAUUCUUGAAUUUAUUUCCAUCUUCACAAAUAUUUAUUAGUAAAACGAUGCAUGUAGUCUUCUUACACUUUUUUUAUUAUGUUUAUUUUUCACUUUAAAAUUUAUUUUGAGGGACCAAACAUUUCAUGCCAUUAAUGCUUGAUAAUAGUUCAUAAUUUUCUUGGAAACAAUGACUCUUUAUUUCAAUGCUUUGAAUAUGUGCUUUAUUUUGUAUUUGUGCAUAUAUGUUCAAGUGAUAUUUAAAAAUAGUUCAGCAAUACUUUAAAGAGUUUUUCCGAAAUAAUAUUAAAAUAUAACCCAUUGCUGCUUAUGUGUAUACUGCAGGAGCUUUCAUUAUCACAUGAAUUAUUUUCUUAUACCCGAUUUGAGUAAGUUUUAGAAGGAUUCAGAUUUUAUUAAUAGAUGUAAUAGGAUGAAUUAAGAGCUUUUGACAGAAGGAUCUAGCACAGUAUAUAAAAUACAUUACCUGAUAUUUCUGUUCUUUUAAAAAAUUUUCAUGCUUUAAUAUUUAUAAAUUCCAGAUUUUAUUUUUGUUCAUAUACUCAGAACUAGAUCUUUUUUUAAGCAUUUUCUUUUUAUAUAGUUAGUUCUUUUAAAAUCAUUAAAUUAAAAUUUAAGAUAAACUUAAUGACAGACAAAACUGGCGAUUUGUUGUACGUGAGAAUUGCACAUCCAGAACAAGUGAUGUGUAAAUUUGGUAUUUUAUGCUAAAUCCAGUGGAAAAAAUGCAUUUAAAAAAUGAUAAAAUUCCAAUUUUAUUCUAUAAAUUGUCAUUUAAAAAAGCUUUAAAGAAAAUGUUUUUUAAAAGAGCAUUUUUAUAAGUUUUAGUUGUAUAAUAUUGUAAUUCAUUUUGUGCUGUUCUGUGUAAAUUUGGCCUUAUCUGAAUAUUUCCUCUUUGUACUCUGAAAGUGCUAAUUUUGUAUAUAUGUAAAACUUCAGUUAUUUUGUAGCUGAGUAUUUGUGUUCUAUAUAUUUGCUGAAUAAAAAGUUGCAUACAUUUUAA
Messenger RNA from Stegodyphus dumicola, 3881 nucleotides. RefSeq lists its product as uncharacterized. The record is from RefSeq and is a predicted model, not a curated record. NCBI's taxonomy places the organism in Eukaryota, Metazoa, Arthropoda, Arachnida, Araneae, Eresidae.